Molecule: messenger RNA, 2204 nt
Organism: Mizuhopecten yessoensis (Yesso scallop)
Lineage: Eukaryota; Metazoa; Mollusca; Bivalvia; Pectinida; Pectinidae
Product: dual adapter for phosphotyrosine and 3-phosphotyrosine and 3-phosphoinositide-like
Exons: 9
Coding region: 144-893 (249 amino acids)
Source: RefSeq, a predicted model, not a curated record
UUGGGGGAAUGACACACUGAAGCACUUCCGACUUUCAUCAAAACAAGUAGAUGGUGUUCCUUUUGUUGUAGGGCCCAAGGCGAUGAAAGCGAGGGCUAGCAGGCGAUAAUGAACACAGAAGUUGUGACGUCUCUCUGAUCGUUAUGGCGGGAACAGUGGAUCAAAUAACCCUGGAGAUGGUGAAACAGCUCGAGUCACUGGAUUGGUUCCACCCCGGUGUUGAUAGACACACAGCAGAGAGUUUAUUACUACAGAAUGGAGUGGAUGGAACAUACAUGCUUCGACCGAGUUCCAAAAUCAGCGAGUAUGCAUUGUCCGUUAGGUGUGAUAAGUCUGUCAAACACUUCAACCUAUCUGUCGAUGGAACUGACUUCAAGUUUGGACAUGGUGAAUUCCACAGCAUGGGUGAACUUAUCAAUCACUUCGCCAACAAACCUUUAAUAGGGGCUGAUUCAGGACAGUUAACCCUACUGAAUUACCCUUACCCACGUAACAUUGAGGAACCCAACAUGUAUGACACAAUACGAGUCCAUGCUGAGUUUAGUACGGCAGACGACUUUUCUAGAGGUCCAGAGUUUGCGAUUAAUUCUAAAGAGGGAUUUCUCACAAAACUUGGAGCAAGGUUUAAGACUUGGCAUACGAGAUGGUUUGUGCUACAGAAAUACGAGCUUCGUUACUACAAAAAGAAGGAAGACUCUCGUGCUAUCCGAGCCAUGGACCUCCGGGAAUGCGAGGAAUGUAAACGGGAUUACACGAACAAAGGCAAAUUUAAUGUUUUCAGGGUCGUUUUCAAGUGGAGAACAUUUUUCAUGUACUCGACGACAGAGCAAGAGUGCAAUGACUGGAUUAAACUCAUCAACUGGAAAUUGAAAAAUACUCCAAGACGACCAUGACGUUUUGCUGAACUUGUGAGAAAUGCUGUAUGCAAUUGUUCUAGUAAGUGGUUACGAGUGCAAUCAAAAGAGAAAACGACUUCCAUUUUGAAAAAAAAAUGUGACACAGUAAGUUUGGGAUUGUGUUAUCCAAUAUUUUGAUUGGCAUUGCAUACGUUACAUUAACUGUCCAUUCAUGGCUGCAGCUCAGUUGUCUGUGCUUCAAAAAUGCUUCAAGUAUUCAUCAGAAGCUAAAAACAAGCAUUUGUUGUGUUGUGUACAUUCAACAUUGCUUGUACAGCCAAAAAACCCCAACAGAUUUCGGGAAGUUUUUCAACAAACUACAGACUUCAAGAAAUUCCUGCUCAUCAAACGACUUACUUCAAGAUUCAAGAAUGAGUUCAUCAAAUGAUCUGCUUCAAAAUUUAGCUGUUCAUCAAAUAACAUGCCUCAAUAAUUUGAAGUUCAACAAAAAAUAUCCUUCAAGAACUUGCUAUUUAUCAAGCAACAUGCAUGCUUCAAUAGCUUAUUGUUCAGAGCGUAGUUGAAGUCUUUAAGUCAGAUGUCUUCAAGAAUGUGCAGUGUUUAUGGACAGUUAUUUCUUAUACGAAAACAGCUUAUGUUCGUCAACAACAUGCUUCAAAGAUUUUUGAUGUUCAGUUAAAACCUGGUGCAUUGGUGUCAGAUGUUAUAAGUUGUGUAUGUGUUGUGUGUGACAUUUUGAUAAAAUGUCUGAUAAUUAAAAGUGCAAUUUCCUAGCUUUAUAUACAUAUACAUGUACACUGAUAUUGCAUUUCUCCCCAUGCUAUUUUUCUUGUACUUUAAUUUUUUGUUGUUUUUGAAAAACGAUCUUCUUGAAUCCCACCUGUUGUUCACUUUUUGAAUAUAUAUCAAAUAUAUAUAGUUGUCCAAAAUUUCCUGUUUGAAAGUGUUUUUGCUGCUUUCGUAUUGGAAGUGGUGAGAUUAUAUUUAAAAUAUUUAACUACUGUGGAUUUUUACUAUCCUUUUUAAACUGAGAAGUUUUUGCAUAAUUCUUAAAAUGUUUAUAGUUUCGCAGUAGUUUUGGUGGUCACAUUGCGUAGACUUUACAUCAGCAUUAAUUGGUACACUUGAAACACUAGUGUUUUGCUAUGAGCGUUUUAUCAUUUAUUGUGAUUGAUAUGAGUUCCUCAUAUUUUGAUGUACACCUAGCUUGAAUAUACACCUCCUAUUUUGAUGUUGACACCCCCAGGAAACCAGCAGAGAGUCUAUGCUUUAAAUUAACCCUUUCACCCCUAUGUAACUUUAGUAGAAUCUACCAUGUAUUGAUAUGGAUAAGUCCAUUAUGGUCUA